Messenger RNA from Malaya genurostris, 11132 nucleotides. RefSeq lists its product as uncharacterized. The record is from RefSeq and is a predicted model, not a curated record. Gene Ontology annotation, cellular component: plasma membrane. Bases 1274 to 5434 code for a protein of 1386 amino acids. Lineage: Eukaryota; Metazoa; Arthropoda; Insecta; Diptera; Culicidae. The transcript has 17 exons. Gene Ontology annotation, molecular function: protein binding.
AGUCAGUCAGUCAGUCAGUCGAGGUGCAGACUUGGCCGUGUCCUGUUCGGUGGGGGUUGUUCGCUGUUCCGUGUCGGUCACCUGCUUUUUUCCCAGUUGGUGAAGCAGGUGGUUUGCUGGUGCAGGUGGAAGCGCGAUUCGGUUGGAUGAGGCUUGCCUUUGCUGAUAUUCUGAACAAGCAUCGGUACGGAUCGAAGCGGGGAGUGUGUGGAUAAUCCGGAGGAGACGCAUGGUGUUCCAGUGCUCGACAAAGGAAAAGGUGGAAAGUCAAAACUCGGUUAAUAGGGAACUCGGGUGGCUUUUCAUGUCGUCCUACUAAGAAGGGUAUAUCUCGUCUAUUCAGCGUCUGCCAGCAUCCCGAAACCAAGUGUGUGAGUGUUCGGGUCGGUGUUUUUUUUCUUAUUUUCGGUAAGGAAGAGAGAAAAGGAGAGAGGAAUUAGUGAAUAUUCGACUCGGGAACGGGAAAACCCCGUUUUUGCGCGAGAGAGGCAAAAUCUUGAUCCUGCUCGGUCGACUGACAUUAGGUCACUGUGGAUGCUGUGAAGUGUAUGUAAUUUUGUUCGAUGACGAAUGCAACAUCCGCUGCUGGUCCGAAGGUGAGAAGUGGCUUUCCGGUUUAGGAAAAUUCUACUGCCAAAUAUAUUCGCGUGUGACCGAAUGCUGUUUUUAUCCCAAGCCCAGCAGGAUUCCGAUUCGGUUCCGGCCGUUUUGUGUGGUCAAAUGUGUUUCAAAAUCCAGUGAAUCUGUGUUCAGGAUCGAAAGUGAAAAGUUGGAUAUUUAUUAUACAACAAUCUUGCGACAGCUGUUCCAGUUCCAGUGAAAGGCCUGUGUGUGUGGCCUGUGCCAAUCAAAUUGUGCGUGGCAUUCGAGGAAUAGCGCAACCUCUGCAAAAAUUGUCAAUCAGCAACCACCAAGCAAAAGUCAUGUAUAAAAGUUUAACUAGUGAAAAUAAAUAAAUAAAUCAAUAAAUAAAUAAGUGUUAGUGUUUUGACAUGUUCAAGUUGAAAAUAGUUCCAUCGUAGUUGGCCAUUAGAAAUCGGUGUUACAUUGCCUAGAGUAAAAAAUAAAAUUAAAUAAAUAGUUCGUUUUCUGUCCGUAGAAGUUUUCCAAUGAAAUUCAAAUCGAUAUUGAAAAUAUUAGCAGCAAAUUACUACCGACUGAAGUGAUCAAACCGAGACGAGGAGGAGCAGCAGCAAACCCAAAUCCUUUUUCACUGCCGCCCACUGGGAAGCAAAAGUGUUCAAGCGAAGCCGAAACAAACGCCCAGCAGAGGAUGAAAGUCCAGCGUCGACUGAUGAAAGGCCCAUCAGCAUCAUCGUUACACACAGAAGCGCCGAUUGUUGUGUCAGCAGAAUCAUCCGAUCUCGACGGUCUAGUAUCGGCAUCAUCUCGGCGGAACUCGGCAACCGGCAAUCGCCGGGGCACGGCGACGUUUCGGAAGCGCUCGCGGCGAAUGAGUAGCUUUCAUCGACAUCGCCAUAAAAAGCAAACGCCGACCGCCGCCGCCGAAAGGGAACAAAACCUCAGUUCUAGUUCUAGCAGCCCCGGCCCGGCCAACGCUGGAAGCAGUGGCACACACACAAUGCACAACGGUAGUAGUAAUACGGAAAGUGUAACAAUCCGUUUCCUGCACCCGACCGACGGUGGUUAUUCAUACUCGCACUUUUCCGGGCUCCAGUCGAAUCGAGUCGAGAGCGAGAAGACGGAGGCCGAUGAGAGUCAGGUUGACCGAAAUGGGACGUACCGGCAUCGCCAAUCGUGGCGACAGGAUCCACUUAGAGCCAGCAUUGCCACUGCCAUUGCUCCGGUCACCAGCGGUUGGAAACAUUGUUGCGGCUGGUGGAGUGGGUUGAGCCAGCUGGCGAACGUACACCGAAGAUGGGGCUGCAACUUUGGCCCAGUUCCGUUCGUGGCAUUGCUACUGCUGGCAUUCGGGUGCUGCACAACUUCGUCGGUCCUGGGAACGACAAUCACGGCCAAAUCAGGUUACCAAAUAAGCACCGGUCCAGAUGUGGUGGUGGCGGCGGGUCCGGUGGUCGAGAUCCCGUUAGCGGCAGCUCAAAAACAGCGCCCCCUGUGUGCCGUGUCGGAACAUACGUGCAACAAUGGCCGCUGUGUGCCGCUGAACAAAUAUUGUAAUAAUGUAAACGAUUGCGGGGACGGAAGCGAUGAGCCACGAUUCUGCACCAGAUGUAAUCGAACCUACUACGGCAAUAUUGGCCUAACGUACGACCUGGAACUGCACCGGCCGAAAGAAGAUCGCAUACCGUACGUGUGCCUCCUGACAUUCACGGCGGCUGGUGGCAACCAAGGCGACAUUGUGCAGGUCACACUGGAGAGCUUCACCCUGGGCAGGUUCGUUUCCUACACCGACAAUGGCUGCCCGGAUGGUUACCUGCAAGUGGCAGAAGCAAAUCGGACUCCAGUCGGCGGAAUGUGGUGCGGGACCACCUGGGGACCGGCAAUCUUCUACAGUGAAACCCGUUCGCUCAUCAUGACUGUCAAAUUGCUCAAACUGUCACGAGAUCAAAGCGGAUACAACUUCGACUUCCGGAUACAGUAUAAAAUGCUGUCGCGAAACAGUGCCGUCGUCCGGUACGGGGGCAUCCGGCACGAGUACAUCCCACCGUGGACCAACAUCACCUACAUUCCCAAUUAUCCGUUAAUUGAUGAUUUCACCAACUCGACAGCCCACUCGGAACAGCAGUACGGCAGCUACGACACAACCGGUGGCAGCCGGCAGCGCGGUGCGGUCGAACUAAGCUUCGACAAUUCAACCGGAAAAGGUGCAUCCUCAUCCUCGUUCGGACUGGGCCGAAGUGGCGCCCAGUCAUCGACCGGUGGUCUGUACGGUCCGAGCCGGGAACGGCCGUAUUCAAUUAGGAAUCUAACGUCGCUGGCAUUUCAACCGAGCGGGGCCGGACAGCAGGAAAAUUACACCGAGCCCAAGUAUUACCUAGGCGACCUAAUGCCGGGGACGUACUGCUCCCGGAUAUUCACCAACUGUGAUAAGAAAGCCUGCCGGUUGCAAUCGCCCAAUUUUCCUGGUGUCUACCCGAGGAAUUUGACCUGUUACUUUGCAGUGCGACAGCACGACGUCCCACCGGGCAAGCAUGCCUUCAUCGUGAUAAGCCAACCGAAAGGCAACCUGGUGUGGGUUUCGACUGACGCUUCGGCCAUCAGCUCCGGCAGUGGCACCGGCAGCGGAAGUAGCAGCAGUGCCAGCAGCACCAGCAGCGAUAAGGAAAAGUACAAACCACGGCUCCAUACCUGGAACGAAUGCGACAGUGUGCAGGACAGUACGAAUCCCAAGUGGAGAUCGACGGACUACAUCACCGUUUACGAUGGCUACACGACCCGGGAUCCGAUCAUACUGAAACUGUGCGGCGGCGGUGAACCCGUUCCAGCUUCCAUUUCCAGCGGUCCGGAGUUGCUGGUAGAGUUUACCACUUCGCCCUUCGGUACGUUCAGCAGUCCGGAGACGAGACGUCACUCGCUGCACGGCUUCCAGCUAGAGGUCUCGGUGAAAUUCGUCGACCUCCAGAGUCCCACGUACGCGAAAAGCAAACGCAUCUGCGAAUUCUGGCUACGAGGUACCGGUCACGGGGUCCUGCAGAAUCCUCAGCACUCGUUAGCCCCGAACACCACCUGUCUCUAUCACUUGCAAGGUACCGAAGCUCGCUCGUUAGAUGCCAUCAAUAUCCCACGACGUUCCGGUGCACUGUCAACGUCUCCGACCCGGUUCAAGGUGUGGAUUUCGGUGAUGAAGUUCGAACUGCAACCGGAGUUUGGGUCCACGGGUGAACAGCUAUUGCAGUACCAAACGAAGGAAGACUGCAGCGGAAUGCUUCGUAUUUGGGAUGGUCCCCUGAGAGAGGUUCCCAUUUGUAAAGAUAUCGACUGUGUGACAGUCGACAAGGACGGAUACCAGAGACCGACCAUUCGAUUCGGUCAGAACAGUACCAACGUAAUAGCCCGAUUUUGUCGUGGAUCCAUUCCACGAUCAUGUGAUCACGGAAUGCUCAACAUGACCAGUUCCCGACCGUGCACCCUUACGGAAAGUUUCGUGUCGAGCAGUGACUUCGUUACGCUGGAAUUGAAGACUACGGAAUCGACGGUACUGCGACCACUUCAGUUUGCGUUGCGCUACGAAUUCGUAGACUUCCUGCAGGACGGAACGCCUAUCGGAAGGGAAAGCGAGUGCAACAGGCGCUUCAUGAGUAGUCAGAUUGACAAGAAGGGUCCACAUCCGGUGCGGAGCGUUCGGAAUAUCUUUCUGUUUGGACGUGGCGGAGCCAAACAUUUGAACUGCGUCUACCGUUUCGAAGCCCAGCGUGGCGAACGAAUACGGCUGGAGAUUACGCGAGCGAUGACGGGAAAUCGUACGUGCGAUUCACGGGUCGAUCCGGAUAUCGGACGCUCGUACUGCUUCGGUAAUCACAGUGCCAGGAUUGAAAUUUUCGAACGACCCUGGCAUGAGUCAAUUCUAUUCCCGAGAGGUUGCAUCUGUAACUCGACGAACAAAUCGUUUCUACCGAUCCGGUUCACCUCCACUGGCCGGGAGGUAGAAAUUCACUUCGUUGCGGAGAACAUGACCAGCGGCGAUGAUCCGGAUUCGUUGAAUUUUGAGGCUACUUUCGAGUUCGUUAAGGCACCGGUAGUUUGCAAAGACGUACGGCGAAAGAAUGCGGUGACGGGAAUCGUGAAUCUCUCCGGCGGAGAGGUGGAAUGCCGUAACCGACCCUGGCUGAUUGAACCUUCGCACGACAAAUAUCUGUACAUCCGCUUGCGGGGUCUAUUUCUACGGAGAAACAAUCCUGCCUCACCGAUGCGGUACAACGCCAGUCUCAGCACUGUAACUCCGAUCCGGUGCAAUACCAAAGCUCGUGUCGUGAUCACCAACAGCGAGGGCGUUUCGGUAACUGCGUGUCCCCUUCCGGAUGAUACGGCCCAUCGUCAUGUGGUUGAAGUUUUCAGCGCAGGUUGGAAUCGAAAACAUCCGAACUUUGGAGCCGAACCAUCCAAGGCCAUCUCCGUAGAGUUCCUACAGCCCGAAAACGGACCAUAUUCGUUCAGUUGGCUUGAGUUGUCGAAGCGUUCUUUCAAGAGUUUCGCUCUAAUCACUGAAGAAUGUCCGUACAUGUGUCCAGAUCUGAACGCAUGCGUCAACGCAUCCAUCUGGUGUGACGGAAUCGAGCAGUGUCCCUCGGGAGAAGAUGAAUCGUUUACCAACUGCUCGGCACUGUUAAGACUUCCAGCGGAAAUCCUGGCCGGAUUUUGCGUUGUGCUACUACUUAUUUGUCUCGGAGUGACCGCUUACUUGUAUCGCAAAAUCAAACGUAGCUGCCGAAGGACAUCGGUUCUCCAGACGCGACUUAAAUCCCUCAGCUCGAUGGACACGGCCGUGUUCGACGAGAAGGAAGUGAUUUGCUGACAAAACGACAAUUCUGUACGGUACGUGGAGAUCGACCGAGUCACCACGGUCUGACCACGCACCGUACAGAAUUGUCUACAGCUUCCACGGAUUCCGCUGCGCUGGGUUCCGCCGGUAACCAUAAAACACUCCAAACUAACAACUGUAUGCUAUUUUAUAUUCUGCAUAAUCAAUAAGUUUUAAUAGACCGGUCCGCGAGGACAAACCGGCAAACUACAAUCGGAGCGGCAUCACAGGAUCACGGGCGGGAACCGAUACGGAUAGAUUUCAGAAACACGUUGUUAGGACCGCCGCAGGUACAUCCAAAACGAACGGACGAAGAGACUAAACUGUCAUUUUUGUACUACGUUUUAGUAAUACUUUAAUAACGAAACUAAGAUUCCAAAUAAAAAAAACCAAAACAAUGCUUACUAAUUAGACGGUGUUUUAAACCAAUUCACUCAACCAGGAAACGGCUACUAGAUGAUAAAACGAAUCCUACGAAUGAUCCUAUCAAACUUUCGGCAUAACCGGGGCAAUAACUGUCCGCUGUUUCUAGAACUAAAAUAACGUUAAACUAUAAAUAAGUAGGAUCUAAACCGUAAACAAACACUGUUUUCUGAGAAAAUUUUAUGAUAGACAAAACUUUAGACACAUUUCUCAAAGUUUGCAUGCAAGCGAAGAGCUUUUAGGUCUGCCAUACUACAAUGUAAAAAAAAAACCGUUGUCGAGAGGUUGAAAAGAUGAAUGAACUAUAAGAGAAGAAAAAAAAACGUAUUAAAAUCAAAAUAUAAAAAUCAAAUAAGUAAAAAUUGGUUGCAUAAAAUAAAACGUUUUAGUACUAAAACUAAAGUAUUACAAUAUUUAUUAAACAGAUAUCCCUUUAAAGCAAGACAUUACCGAGAGAACAAUUAGCGAAUUUUAAUCAUUCAAAGUAAUACAAUUAUAAAAGAGAAGAAACCUAGAUAAAUCAUUUUGGAAAGCUUAGGAAGUUCAGGAUUGUUGAAUUGUUACUCAUGUCGGUUUUAUAUAAAUGGACCAAUAUUUAAAAAACAGAACAAAAUCACGAUGAAAGUAAAAGUGUCGGUCGUAAUGCUAAGGAAACGAAUGAGAUUGAGCCAAGUUUUCCAAGACUACCAGGGACAAAAAAAAACAAGCAAAAAAACUUACCUAGCAAGUUAGUAGAGUUAAAUUUAAAACAGUAAGAGCAAGAGUUAAAAGACAAACUAACAUACAAGCAAACAAACCAACACAAUCACAAUUCAUUGAUGUUCUGAUUCGAACCGAAUCGAAGGUUAGGUUUGAAUCUGUCAUGUUUAGACUUCUUUCAAAACAUCGCGCGAAACGAAAGCGAUGAAUCAAAUAUACUACUACUACUACUACUACUACUACUACAUACUACUGCUACUACUACUGUCAACUACUGCCAGCUGUAAGAUGAAAUGCACCAGCAUAAGCUACUGCAAUGACCAAAUGUUAUAAUAAGCAAUUGGAUGGAGCGGAUACGGAAGCGAUCAUGUGUUGUUUGUUGUUAAGUUUUCCUGAUGAUCACGUUUUUCUAUGUGUUAAUGCGGUUGUCAUUUUAUUUUGGAAUAACAGCGAGACAUGAAGAAGAAAAAAACAUAAACCAAUGACGUUCCGGGUUUUUAUGAAAAUAUUUAGAGUUGAUUCUGUUUGCGAAAAUAUUGUUUUGUUCCGGGAUGUUUCAAACGUCGAAUUAGAGGAAAUGAUCUGCCUAUUUCAAAAAACCCUUCUUAAUCCACCUAGUGGUGUGAUAAUGCCUUUCUCUUCUUUCAUAGCAGUCUCAUGAAAAUAUAUUUCAUACUUUUAUUAUACAAUUUCAGAUACUAAUUUUGACACCAAUUGAUUCAGAUUGAGUCGAGUAGUUCACAAAAGCAUGCUUCAGUGUUUAUGUCACACAGUCAGCAUCAUUUUUCCAAACUACCCUCUUAGAAAAAAAACGUUCAACGGUGAUCCUUCAUUGGUCCAAUACGUUGGAUCAUUGGUCCAAUGAAAGUCCAAUCAAUCGUUCAACGGGAGGCCAACACGGGACCUUCGUUUGCCGAUUUUGAAACAGACCGUUGAACCGAAUGCCAGUUUUUUCGUUCAACAAACCCGGCAGACAGAGGUCCAUUGUUGAGCCAUUUUUAACAUGGGGAGUUGAAGCCCCGUUGGACUUGUUUUGCUGCAGAAUUUCUGAAGUUUUUUCCACUUAUUUGUUUAAACUAACACUACAUACCUGCACAAUACUUCUACUUCACGUAGAAUUACAACAAAUUUUCUUUCUAUGUAAAGGUAACACUUAAUUUUCACACUAUUUUUGCAAGAGAAAAAUCAACAACAAACCGUUCCAGCAAAUUGAACGAAUAUUUCGUGCAAUAUGUCGUUCAACAAGCGCUCAAAAACCAACAAAAUUGAACGGCCUGCUGAGAGGGUAGUGCUUGACAUUUGCGUUGCCUAUUUGUAAUCAGUGAUGCUAAUCUAAAAAAAGCCUUCUUAGUCCACUUAGUGGAAUUUUCAUAUAUCUUGAAAAAGCACCAUAGAGGGGAGUACAUGAAAUUUUCGAAAUCGAAAAGAAAUUUUUGAUGCCAAAGCCUUAGAAUUGCAUGAAACGUAGAGAUUUAGUGUUAUCUCAAGUCCCAGAAAAUUGAUUUCUUCAAAAAAAAUUUUUUUUGAGAGGACACUAAAUUUCGAUGUUUCAUGCAGUUUUAAGAGUUUCGGCAUCAAAAAAAAUUUUCGAUUUUGGAAAUUUCAUGUACUCCCCUCUAUGGUGCUUUUUCAAGAUCGAAAAUUGUCAAACCUUUACCACCGGGCAGCACCCCUUAAGCAUGUCCGAUUUAGGUCAAAUUUUGCAUGAAGGCUUUUUUUGAGGUGCCUCAACUUUUGAACACUAGAACUUAACGAAAAUAGAGGUGAUCCCAAAAUUUUGGCACCCUUAUAUAUAAGAGCGGUAAAAAUCAACGUGUUUUGUCGGUUACGUCACUUAUACCAUCAUAUAUCUGGAACCAAAAGUCACAGCUAUUUGAUCUUCGAACUUGAUCAAUGGUCCGACAUUAGCUUUCAAACGAGCCCAAGUUUGUUAAAAUCGGUUCAGCCAUCUUUGAGAAAAUUGAGCGCGUUCAAAUAUCUUCGAAAAGUGCACACACAUACACACACACACAGACAUUUUCCGAUCUCGACGAACUGAGUCGAAUGGUAUAUAACACUAUGGGUCUCCGAGGCUCCGUUCGAAAGUCGGUUUUUUCCAGCAAUUCUAAUACCUUUCUAAAGAGAAAGGCAAAACUGGUAUAUUUUUUACGGGCUGGAGUACAAUAGUGUAAAAAAACUGGCGCGUAAGUUCUGCUCAUUUCGGGACCAAAGAUUUUCCGUCGAGCGAAAUGCAGCUUAAAUUUUGUUGUUUUCAACGUCGGGUCUUAGAAAAGCAUGGUGAGUUCAAUAUUUUCAAUCAUCACACGUAAUAAGUACACUGAUUUUAGCUCAACCUUCGAUUCAAAGACAAAUUUUCCGAAAUUUUGGUAGAAGCAAAUGGCAUUGGUCUAGCCAGACUUAGUGGUCACAGCACCUUCCUUCUGUAAAAAAAAAUAACAAGAUCAGAAACACGUCGACCAUCAUUAAAAAAGUACUUACGUACUACGGAUAGAAACUUGAUAUGAAACUUUCGUUCUGUGUGUGAGUUAACGGGCGUACUGAAGCCUGCAUCGUAGAGUAGAGCACCGUAUAACCAACUCGCUCGUAGUUAACUUCGAACGGAUGUACCCAGUAAACAUUCGGAAUCUCAAACUUUGGCUGGUAACAUUCUCCACCGACGGUGUAAUUCAAGCGAACAAAUCCAUUCGCUUGACCUCCAUAUGAACAUCGGUAGUCUGAAAUGAUUUCAUUUUGUCAUCUUCGGUGUUUCACGAUGGAUUGAUGUCUCCUUGCGGUGUUGAUAAAACAAUAAAUUGCGUCAGAAAAAAAUAUAAUAAGUCAAAUAAAACCAUACCUAAGAGUAUGAAGAGCUACAGGCUGAUAUUGUUUGAUCGAUUAGGAACUAUAACACCAAGAUGUAUUCAUUAUCGGUUAACCGAUCAGUUAAGCGACAAUCAACGUGUGGUCUCCAUUGUGUAUCAAAUAAAAUUAUCAAUAAGUGCAACAUUUUAUUCAUCCAAUUCGGAAUCAUUUAUAUCAUCUUCUUCUUCUUCACUUCUUCACUUCUGGUGGCGUCACCUCACUUGAGAUGACGCCGAUUGAUGGCACAGCGAUUUAGCUAUAUUGCCAGUUAGUUUUCGUUUAUAGUCCAAUGGACUUUCUUUUCACUGGACUACAAGUGAAAUCCUCGCUAUGUGACAACGUGGAGUCACCGAAGUACGGAUGAAAAUCCUUUCUUUCUCGCGAAAUACUCGAAUUUGCACCGCACUAACACGAUACGACGUGUUCACUCGUUGAGGGUUUCACCGGAAGUGAUUUAGAUCAUCACCAGUCAAAAAAUGCCACCUGCAGCACAAUCACUCCAUUAUCCAUUAUAAAUGUAAUAGAUUCCACAGCAGAGAUGCCAGAUAUUUUCAUAGAAAAUCUGUAUUGCUAUAUAUAAAAAAUCUGUAUUAAUCUGUAUUCACUAAUUAAAUGAAAUUCUUACAACAAAAUGAUGCCAAAAGAUGUUAUUCCAAUAGAUGGUGGUUGUAGGAUGGUAGAUUCAAUCAGUCAUUGCUGCGCUCACAAGAAUUGUAAUUCCAUAUAUUUAUCUAGUUUGAAAUUGUUGACUUCAUAAUUUGACAUGGAAUUUUAACGCCCAAUAUGCACGUUGUCGGGUCAUACAACUCUCAGUUUGACAGUAAAAGUUCAUGAUGUCAUUACUUCCUUGAAUAUCAGUUCAAAUUGGUUUCAAACAGUGUUGGUGACUGCCGAAAAUUUGACAGAAGCUGCUCGAUAUUUUUCUAUAUUGUAUACAACAUUUUCAAUCCGAUAGAAGAUGCUACAAAAACUCGUGUCUCUCAAUGCAUGAACCGUGAGAGAAUUUUUCUACAUUUCUUUGCUCCACUUCAUACUCUGAGUAUUUCACGGCCCUUAAAAAAAAUAUAGUCUGAUAAUUAUCGUUGCUGGCUGGAAAUUACCAAGAGAGAAUCGCAAGUUGACAAUUAUCGCAGAAAAUCGAAUGGAUGAUUCGACUUGAUGAUUUUUAUUCAAUAUUAUAGUAUAAUUUUAAGGCACACUGCUUAAGCUCUAAGAUGCCAAGGGUAUUUACUAAUCUUAAUUACGACUAACUUAAAACUAGAAAAGUAUCAUUAUGUAAUGUAGCGGUAGCGGAUUCUCGAGAAGCUAUCGGUAGUGGCCGGUGAAUUGAAUAUCGCAUGAGGGUCUUCCAUAUGCCGUUGGCGAAGAUCCAUGUUGGCCGCAUCCUUCGGUCCGUGUGGGUCCGCGGGAAACACCCCCAGGCUACGAAGGCCCGGCGGGUGGCCCGCAUGCUGGUUUUCGACUGGGGCGGCCUUCCGUGGACGAUGAUGGUGAUGUUACGGAAGAGAAUGAAAAAAAAAAAGUAAAUAUUGUGGAAACGGGGUAAAAAGGGGAUGUGGGAACAAAAUGUUUGAAAACGAUAAAGAUCUAAUUAGUUGCCAUCGAGAUGGUGAAGAGACAGGGAAGGGGUAACGAAAAAGUUAGUGACAAAAAAAGAUCUUGUUAGUUCCAAUGAAGAUGGUGGACAGGGACGGGGAUCGAGAGAAUCGGGCGGAUGUUAGUGUCGAAC